GAAGGCGCCGAAACUCGAAGUUUUGUCAAUUGUCAGUUUUAUUUUGUUUAGUUUAUUUUGGUGAUAGUUCGGUUAAACCUUAAAUUACGUUAGAAGUUCGUACUAACUUUAUUUUUAUUUCAUUAUGCAACGAAAUCGAAAAUUAGAAGAAUUUGAAAUCGAAACUAAGCCUACAAGACGGUUUGGACCGCAAACAUAUAAAGAUUUUAUUUAUAAUGAGGAAACUGGCGCAUUCUUGGGAAGAACAACUAAAAGUUGGGCCAAAAUCAUACUGUUCUACAUAAUAUUUUAUGCUGCGCUUAUCAGUCUGUUUGCGGUGUGUAUGGCGACAUUUAUGCAGCAUUUUAUAAACCCAAGAGUGCCAAGGCUACAGCUACAGGGCAGCUUGAUAGGGACUAGUCCCGGUUUGGGUUUCCGCCCCUUGCCCGAAGAUGUCCGCAGCACACUUAUCUGGUAUAAAGGCACAGGAUAUGAUAGCUAUAAAUAUUGGGAAGACCAGCUGAUCGAUUUUCUUUCAGUAUACAAGAAAAAAGGCCAGACUGCAGGCGCUGGUCAGAACAUCUACAACUGCGACUUCAAGAACCUGCCGCCGGUGGGCAAGGUGUGUGAUGUGGACAUCCGAGGCUGGGAGCCCUGUAUAGAAGAGAACCACUUCUCCUUCCACAAGUCUUCACCAUGCAUAUUUCUAAAAUUAAACAAAAUCUACGGUUGGCGACCCGAGUUCUACAACGACACCGAAAAUCUGCCCCAUGACAUGCCCAAAGACUUACAGACGAGUAUCAAGAACAUAACCAGUUACAACAGAGAUUAUGCUAAUACUGUAUGGGUGUCGUGCCAAGGUGAAACACCGACAGACAAAGAAAACAUUGGACCCCUGCAUUACAUCCCUCACCCGGGCUUCCCAGGGUUUUACUACCCAUACAAUAAUGCUGAAGGAUACCUCAGUCCCCUGGUUGCUGUGCACCUUGUGAGACCCAGGACUGGCAUUAUAAUAAACAUUGAGUGUCGCGCUUGGGCCAGGAAUAUCAAGUACAACCGCAAGGAGAAACUCGGGAUGGCCCAUUUUGAGAUCAUGAUUGAGUAGACACAAACAUUACAUUACAUAAAGUGUGUCACAGGACAUUUGAUUACACUAUUGGAACAGAUAUAAUACAUAAGUCUAUUAUAAUUUGCAAUUUACAUGUCUUAGAUUAAGGAUUGGUCUCCGCUGCGCUAAAACUAGAUAUCGCAGGCGUAUAGUCGCAAAGUGUGGCAACUAAUACUACGCCCAAGUGGGCGUACUCGUGACGCUGUCGUGCCACAUGUUCUGUUAAACUUUGCUAGUAAUUGAAACUAAAAUGCCGGGUUGCGUAGUAAAACUUUGUAAUAAUAAUAUUACCUUAAAUAAGAAAGACACUGGGUAGACACUCACAUAUAAUCAGUAAGUAUUUUGUAUUUUAUUUAUUUCAGUUAAAAAAUUUGAAAUUUCCCAUUGAGUGUCAAUAUGCCAUGCACACAAGCAUUUAAUAGUUGCCGUAAUAAAAAGCUAUUGCUCUUAGGUAGUGCCGUAUCUAGUUGGAGCGCAGCGGAGACCAAUCUUUAAUCUAGGUUAAAUGAAUUUUCAAUAGCUUGGGAAGAUAAUUUUUCGUUGGGAACGUCUUUUUUCCUACUUAAAUCUAGCACCGAAAUGCAUUUAGCUACAGCUUCUGGGUUCUACAAUAGAUUGAUGUUUAUUUUAUUAACAAUCAAAAGGAUGAAUUACUACUUAAUGAUUACUACUUUUUAGAUAAUUUGAUCUGCAUUUAUUUUACUUUUAAAUGAAAUUGAAGAAUUGAUUUCUACGUUUUAAAUAAUUUGAUCUGCAUUUUUAUUUUUAUUUUAAAUGUAUUUUGAUUAGAGUAAGUAUAAAAGACAUUUUUAUUGUUAGUACAGUCCGUUAACUAAAUUAAAUAAUUGUCUUAGAUAAAGUCUUAUUGGUAACAUACUGAUGCACAUGAUAUAAGAAUCUCUUAUAUUUAUUGUUAUCUUUAUAUUUUUUGUAGUGAGUACAAUUUUAAUGCAUUUACUGAUUUUUAUAUUUUAUAAUUUUUACAUUAUCAUCAUGGACUAGUAAAAAAAUAAGGACUCCGUGUCACCUUUCAUAACAGUGUAGCUCCAAAACAAGCCGAUUAUCGUGUGAGUACAUAGCCCCACGCACACACUUACACUACUACAGGCCGAUAGGCGGCCAUUAUGAGAAUUUUCAUCGUCUGUGACAGAUCAGUUUGCGUCUCAAUAAAAUAUUUUAAAAAUGCCGUUGUGCGUUGUGAAGAAGUGUAAAAACGAUACUAUAUUUGUGGCCAUAUAUGAUUAUUAAAGGGAGAAAAAAUUGUGUAACUAGUAUCCCCCGUAACCGCACACACACUAGCAUAACGGUGCUUCACUUGCUAAUAUCACGGCGCGUUCCUUUUUUUACUCGUCCAUUAUUAUCAUGCUAUAUUUAUAUUGUCAAUCAUAAUCUAUAAUAAUUGUAUUUUGUAUUCCUUCAGGGUUAUUAAAUCAAACAUUAUUUUUCUACAUUACAUACAUAUUGGUUUUGUUAAUUUAUACUAAUGGGUAUUAUAAAUGUCAAACUAAGUGUCGGGCUCUAAUUAUCACCGAUAAAAACUAAGUGAUUUCAUAAAAUUCUCAGUGUACACCGUGCCGAUACAAUGGCAACAUAAAUGAAUACACGGGUAGAAAUAAUCACUUAAUUAAUCAUAAAUAAACCGUAAUCAUGAAAAUAAAUCAAAAAUUUAAAGUAAAUACUCAGGUACUUGAAAUUUUUAAACAAACAAAUUAUAUAAUAUUACUAGCUGACCCGAUAGACGACUAUUCUGUAGAUAAUAAAAAAAAUACUGUUUUAUAGGAAUUUGCCAAUAAUAUUUCAAAACAUCAAGAAUUGUUUCGUAAAAAAUGCUCCCUGUUGUUAUAAUGAAAUUGUUUCACAGCAGAACUGUCAAACCGUGCGUCAAUAUAUUCUCUCACAGAAAAUAUGUCCAUACAAAACAAAUAUUGGAAAUAAAAAUAAUUAUGGGUCCCAAAUCGAAAUAAAAAGUAUCCUAUCUCUCAAGUUGGACUAAACUGCACUCCAUGAAAAAAAUCCCAUUGAAAUCCGUUCAUUAGUUUAGGAGUCCAUCGCGGACAAACAACGUGUCACGUAAUUUAUAUAUAUUAAGACUAGCUGCCCAGACAGACGUUGUUCUGUAGAUAAUAAAAAAAAUACUGUUUUUAUAGGAAAUUGCCAAUAAUAUUUCAGAACAUGAAGAAUUAUUUCGUAAAAAAUGCUCCCUGUUGCUAUAAUGAAAUUGUUUCACAGCGGAACUGUCAAACCGUGCGUCACUAAAUUAUCCCAUAGAUAUUAUGUCCAUACAAAAAAAAUAUUAAAAAUAAAAGUAAUUAUGUGUCCCAAAUCGAAAUAAAAACUAUCCUAUCUCUCAAGUUGGACCAAAUUGCACUCCAUGAAGUAAUCCCAAUUAAAAUCCGUUCAUUAGUUUAGGAGUCCAUCGAGGACAAACAACGUGUCACGUAAUUUAUAUAUAUUAAGAUGUAUUAAAAAAACAAAUUUUAAGGCCUACGAUUCGACGUCGGACAAGUAGGUAUCAGGAGCCUAAUUACCAAAAUCAAAAUACGAAGUUUCGGUUGACGGAUCGUAUAUUUUCCUAUUACGGAAGUGUUUCGGAUCCGAAAAUCGAUACAAAGUUCGCGAUUAGACAUUUUGUCUUUCGUUUACCUUAUUAUUAUUACCAAAUUCAGUUGACAUUCACUUUUUCACAUUAUUAUGAUCGUAACUACAACUUCACUUUUUAUGUCUAUGGUUCUGAAAUGAAAUCCGUCCAAACUCAAUUCGAAGUUCGUCGUUCUUUCGUUUCGGACCGAAACUUCGGCUUUCGGAUUUGGUAAUAGACCUCCAGUGCCUACGCUAGCGCGCGGCUACUAGAUUACUUACAGGUUGCUCCAAAAUAAUAUUAUGGAAAAUUUAUUUAUUUAGGUGAAUUAUGUUUUAUGUUUACAAUUAGUAGCUCUGCCCGUGAAUGCAUUUCAUGUCGCAAUUGGACGUCAUUCCAGAAAAACGUUGCAAACCACAAUCAUGUCGAAAUUGAGUUAAGGCGACACUAAAUGCCAGCGACCUUGAACGAUAUGAGUUCACAGCUGCCGGCCCGCCAUCUAUGUAACAAAGCCAAUAUUUUCAAAAUUCUUGCGUGGAAAACAGUUUAUAUGCUUACAAUCCUCGUUAUUCACUACUAACUGAAUAAAUGAACCUACACAAAAAAGUACAAGCUAUAAGAAUAACUUUGCUGAGAGAAGUACCAAAAAACGCGUCACGCCAAGCCAAAACACUUGUUUAACUUCAAAGAAAAGUAGUAGUUCAAAAAGGCUCGGCAGUGUUAACUAUAACCAACAGCAAGCAUUAGCAACCUACAAAUAAGACUUAAGGAUAUGUGUAACAGGAUUAAAUAGUGUUCAUAGCUCGAGAUGCUAUACUUUCACCACAAAACUUGUCUAAAAACAUCAUGUUUAUGUGUUUUCUGCUUACUCUUCGCCUUAAGAACACUAAACUGGUCACGUGAUUCAUAUUAACAGACUGACAAAAUAUAGCAGCCAUACUGUAACUCUUUAAAUGGCAUCAUGACAUAAUAGCCCAAUCCACGUUUAUGGAAUACACUAAUAUUUAUUAAACUUUAAACACGAAUUCCUUAAAAUGUGAUAUUUGUGGCUUGGAACAUUUUUCAGGAACUACGUCCAAUUGUAACUCCACUCUGUAUUGUAACUAUAGCUGUCUAUUUACGUGUCUCAAUUUAUAUGUAGUUUGUAAUUAUUUUAUUUAUAUCAAGUUUUAUUAUUAAGAUAGUUAUUAUAAUUAUUGUGUUACUUAUCCCUGUGAGAGAACCGGAAUAAUAUGUUAUACGGUUCUAUGUAACGUGCACGAUGAUAUUAUUCAAGAAUCAAUUUAUAUUAUGGCUUAAAAUAUAUAUGAUGAGAGGAUUCUCAAACAUAUUGAUUUUAUAUUGAGAUUAAGAAGAAAUCCGUAAAAAAUGUAUAACAUACGGCAAUUGACCAUGUUAAGUGAAAUAUAAAUGACGUCACGGCUCAAUAAUCAUUCGGCACCGCGUCAUUUUUUGGUUAUUAUUUUACGUGUAAUCGUUGAUUUUUGAGGCAUGACGUAAUAAUCGAGCACCAUAACACAUACAAGCAUUAUAAAUAAAUAUAUUGAUAAAAACUAAUUUAAAAUAGUUUUUUCGAAAAUAGCAAACGAACGACUUUAUAGGGUAAGAAUCCCAAAACUGUUUCUUCUAUUAUGUUAUAUAUUAUAUCCUUAAGAGUUAAUGAGAAAUUGAAGUUUUAUAUUUUAAGUCGAGAUUUGUGUUAAUAUAACCCACCGUAGUUUUAUUGGCCAUUAAUGAAUAUAAAUUAUAAUCGCAGGAAUCUCAUAAUCUUAACAUUGGUUUUAUUGCGGUUGCAAUAUUUUAUAAGACUUAUUGAAAUCUGCGAAUAUUGUCAGAAAUUAAAAAAAUGAUAAGCAUAUAUUGUAUGUAGGUAAAACUUUCCUUUUUUAAACUUUUUAAAUGAAAAUGUUAAAAUGAAAUAUUUUUCUCAAUAAUUGAUAAAAUAACUUGACUCUGCGCAUCAAUGACUAUUUGUGUUAUUUAUUUGUUCUAUGGUCGAACGUUUUCUUAUAAGGACUAUGAUUUUAAAUUACCAGGUUCAUAGUUGCCGUGAGGAUAAGGUUUACGACAUUUAUGUCAUAACAACUUUGUAUUAAUAGGUAAUACUUAGAGCAAGUAGGAGUUUUAUAUAAUACAAAAUGAAAAGACAGUGCUUACGUAUAUACAGGUUAAUAUUUUGCUAAGAUUUCUCUCUUUUAUAUUGAUUGUACUUACAUUCCAAUAUACCUUAUAAAUAUGAAAUGAUAAAGUUUCGUUUGAGUAUUUUUAUACUUUUUUAUUCGUCCAUUAUAGGGGACACUUACCCUACGUAGAGCGUAUUAUGAACAAGAUAAUAUCAAGUUAUUAAUAGAAUUAUCGAAAAUUAACCUGUAAUUAAUAUAAUAUAAUUUUACCUAUUAGUUGUAAAGUAUAUUUGUAAGUAUUUGGUUGCUAUGUGUAAUAAUAUCCGUCCAUUUCGAGUGCCUGAUUUUUAAUAAAUUUUAUACUAUGAAA
Messenger RNA from Leptidea sinapis, 6158 nucleotides. Its product is annotated as sodium/potassium-transporting ATPase subunit beta-2-like. Gene Ontology annotation, cellular component: sodium:potassium-exchanging ATPase complex. The record is from RefSeq and is a predicted model, not a curated record. Gene Ontology annotation, molecular function: ATPase activator activity. Bases 125 to 1084 code for a protein of 319 amino acids. NCBI's taxonomy places the organism in Eukaryota, Metazoa, Arthropoda, Insecta, Lepidoptera, Pieridae. Gene Ontology annotation, biological process: sodium ion export across plasma membrane; potassium ion import across plasma membrane; intracellular potassium ion homeostasis. The transcript is spliced from 6 exons.